CCUGGGACUCUGUCGCAUCUCCUCCGUCAGACCUCCGCCCGCCGACGGCCGAGACCAGAGGGCAGGCGAGGCUCCGCCCCCAGGCCGGUUGCCGUGUCCCCUCUGUCCCCUGACGCUCCCGUCAGAACGCCUGCUGGACGUCCACGUCCGGUCGCACCGAGCCGCCGGCGGCUUCGGCUGCAGCCGCUGCGGCCGAACUGCCGACAGCUGGGAGGCGCUGGAGCCGCACUGCAGGAGGCGCUGCAGGAGAGGAAGGAGGAGGAAGUGGAGGAGCAGCAGGACGGGUGGAGGAUCUUUGGCUGCUCAGCGUUCCGAUUGGCCUUCAGACAGGUGGAGGGCCCGGCUGACUGCACCACAAGACACAAAGAGGCGGAGCUUCCUGAUGGCAGAGCGUCUCCUAUUGGUCGACCUCUGAAUCUCCCCGGGCCAACAGCCAAUCAGAAAGCAGCAUGUGAUCCGAGCAGCUCUGCUCCCAGUCUAACCAGUUUGUGCCAGUCUGGUUCGUCCCAGGUCGUCUCACCAAUCAGGAAUGAGGAGCAGGUGAGCCUCACCUGCUCUCUGUGCCACAGGAAGUUCUCCUCUAAGCUGACUCUGAGACGACACCUGGGCGUCCACGGAGCAGAGAAACCGUUCACCUGUCCUCACUGUCCCUACAGCAGCCGGCUGAAGGCCUCGCUGAGGCAACACCUGAGAACUCACACAGGUGAGAAGCCGUUCAGGUGUGCCGAGUGUCCGUACGCCUCCAUCGACCGCAGCUCCCUGCUCAGACACAGCAGGACUCACAGCCAGGUGAAGCCGUAUCGCUGUCAGCUCUGUGGCUACAGCAGCAUCCAGAAGAAGAGCCUGGACCUCCACGCUCGCCGCCAUCACACAGGUGAGGUGUUUCCAUGCCAACUGUGUGAGUACUCCAGCCCGGACCGCCAGCUGCUGCUGAAACACACGCGAAGACGCCACGCCCCCUCCCUGAUCCCUGCAAUCUGAUUGGCCCGAUACCUCUCCAGGUGCUGCUUGCAUGUUUACCUGGACGAAAUAUUCUGACUUUUACUGGACAUGAAAAUAAAGACGUGAAAAAAAGUUCUUUUAUCAAGUGAAAAUUUGUAACUUCUGAAAACACCUGGAAAACA
Poeciliopsis prolifica (blackstripe livebearer) is the source of this 1124-nucleotide messenger RNA. Its product is annotated as zinc finger protein 513-like. The transcript is spliced from 5 exons. Lineage: Eukaryota; Metazoa; Chordata; Actinopteri; Cyprinodontiformes; Poeciliidae. Gene Ontology annotation, cellular component: nucleus. Gene Ontology annotation, biological process: regulation of transcription by RNA polymerase II. The record is from RefSeq and is a predicted model, not a curated record. The annotation marks the transcript as partial. Gene Ontology annotation, molecular function: DNA-binding transcription factor activity, RNA polymerase II-specific; RNA polymerase II cis-regulatory region sequence-specific DNA binding.